AGUCAGUAGCGUGGAGCUGUCCCUGCCCUGUGACGAUGCAAAGGAAAGUCUUUUCCACACAAUGGCAAUGGAAACUUCACUAUAAGCAAUUUCAUCUUCUGAAACAGGGAAAAGUGUGAAUGGAAGAAGCCGAACUGCUGAAGGAACGAUUGCAGGCCAUCACAGACAAGAGGAGGCUGCAAGAGGAAAUCACACAGAAACGCCACACAGUAGAAGAAGAAAAACUAAAACAUCAGCACUUGAAGAAAAAAGCUCUGCGUGAGAAAUGGCUCUUGGAUGGAUUAGACACGUUUACUCCAAAAGAACGAGAAGAAAUGCAAAAUCAGAACCAAGAGGAUCAACAACAAAUGAAUGAGCUGGAGGAAAAUAUCCUCAGACUCGAGAAAGAAAUUGAGGAUCUUGAGAAAAAAGAACUGACCAUUUCAGCUAAAGAGAAGGCCAUCCUGAAGAAGCUUAAAUCAGUUGAAAGGACCACUGAAGAUAUUAUAAAGUCUGUGAAGGUGGAAAGAAUAGAGACUAGACAAGAGCCAGCUGACUACAUAUACGCCAACAUACCUGACCUUCCAAAAUCUUUCAGACCUUCUGCACUUAAAAGGACAAGGCAUCUCGAAACAGAGAAUGAUGAAGAAAACCGGAAAGCCCUGUUUGCUAUGGAAAUUAAAGUUGAAAAAGACAUGAAGACUGGAGAAAGCACAGUUUUGUCAACAAUUCCACUUCCUUCGGAGGAAUUUACAGGCGCAGGAGUGAAAGUGUAUGAUGAUGGCAGAAAAUCUAUCUACGCAGUGUGUGCCAACGGAAGCAUAAAAAACAGCGAGCCCGAUGGUCUUGCACCUGUUGAAGUAGAAGAUCUUUUAAGGCAAGCAACCGAAAAACAGUCCAAGUCUCCCACUGAAUAUCACGAGCCAGUGUACGCAAACGAGUUUUGCAGACCGGCAACUCCCCUGAAGGAUAAGGUGGCCCAUGGGCCAAUUGGAGACAAAGGUGCUAUUCAAACUCAAGUUAAUAGCCACGAUGUUUUUUACAAUGAACCUGCCCAUAAUAAAGGCAAACCUCAACAAAUAGAGGGAAAUGGUCUAGAUAUUUCUCAGAGCCGUCAGCAGAAUUCUCAUUCACCAGUUCUUCAACAGACAGAAAGGUCUCCACAAUUAAGUCCCCAAAAUAAGAUGGCACCUAAUGUACAAAGAGAAGUUAUACAAGAGGUUGUUGAACCACAUCAAAAGAUGAGAGAGAACCAGCAAGAUCUAAUAUCCAGAAACUCCCUAGACACUCAAAAAAGUCCUUCUCCUGUGAUGAUAAAAAGUGAUGAAGACUCCAGUUAUAGUGUGGUCCAUGCUGUGCCAUGUUAUGUGGAUGAUACCGAACCUGUUACAAUGAUUUUUAUGGGAUAUCAGCAUGUGGAUGAUGAAGAACUAAAUAAAGCUGUAUGUGGGUACGAUGGGCUUAUUCAUGCAGAACUUGUUGUCAUUGAUGACGAUGGAGAAGAAGAGGACACCAAAGAAGACACCAAAGCUGAAAUGCCUUUGUAUCACCCAGUGGGUCCUUAUAGCCAAAUCUACCAACCUCCCAACCCAGCAGGUGCAGUAACACAGGCAAACUCUAGCAAAACUGACAGUGACAAUAUAAACAAGUCACCCUACAAAAAUUCCAUAUCACUCAAGGAACAAGAAGAAAGUCUGAGCUGUUCUACCUACAAUGGCCAACUUGACAGCCAGUUAGCAGGUGAUGGAACUGAAGAUCCUUCCUUAACAGCUCUAAGAAUGAGAAUGGCAAAACUGGGGAAAAAGGUAAUUUAAGAGCUGCAGUGGUAUAAAACUAAGUCUCUGGCAGCAUGAGACAAAGCAAAAGAAGAACUUUCUACUUAUUGGACUUGGGUGGCUUUUGCUUAUUCAUAUAUAUGUAUAUGUAUAUAUACAUGGGAAUAAUGGCACUUUAUAUGGAAGUGAAUGGAAAAGCAGUGCAACAUAAGGGUUUACCCUCCAGAUAUUCAUUCUAAGCAAUGAGGAUUUAAUACAUUGAGUACAUUCAAGAAUUGCUGUUAGCAUUUAUUGGAAAUUCUCAUUGUUAUGAUGGGUUACAGGAACUUAGGAUCCAAUGUUAUGAACACGAUUACAUCUAGAAAGAUUUGGUGAAUUAACAUUGUCUAUUCUCUGAACCGGAACAAACACGACAAGAAUGCAUAAAUGUGGUUUCCUAGGAGAUUGUAAAGUGUAACAUUUCCAUAAACUAGUCACAUAUCCAGUUGUACACUGGAGCACAUCAGUGGAACACAUCACAGUAUUUGCCUUUUGCUUUGUUUUGACCAAAGUUUACCCUAUCCUUCUCACCUUAGAGCAAUGGUGGGCAACAUCCACAGAUGGUAUGUAUAUUUUAAUGUACCAGUGGCCACAUUUUUUCCAAUGCUCCUGAGCUAAGUUUCUUAACUCCUUAUGCUUCAUUUCUUCAAACAAGUACCAGUGUUUCAAUGACUUGCUAAAAAACCCAAGCAAGAGCACCACACAGUGGCUCAAUAGUAGAAGUGCCAUUCCCGAGGCUCGGCCCAGCUGCACACCUGGAAGUUGUAUGUGAAAAUAACAACAAGCAUGGCAGCACUGCCUUUUCCCAACACAAGAACAAGGAGUCAAAGAAAUAUUACUUUGACAGAGAGUUUAUCCUGUUGAACUGUACCAACAAUACACCUUAUGGGAGGUGAUGGACUUGCUUAUUAAAGUAGUAAGAACACUUAAGGCACAUAGUUUAUUGCCAUGGAUGAAUGUAUUCAUUUUAUAUACCUUCCAUUUUUAUUUACUUUUGCCAUAUAAUAUUAGAAGUGGAAGAAAUAAUUUCUGUUCCAGAGUAUCUGGUUUGUCAUCAGACUCAUCCAUAGAUUCGGCCUUAACAUUCAGGCUCUCCAGAAUUACUCAAUUAAAAGCACUUCAAGUUGUGUCAGAUCUCCAUGUUAAGCUAAGGCCAUACCUAGCAUAACAGCUAAAAUCUAUGUAGAACCUAGCUUUCAGGUUUCUGUCCUCAAUCCUAACAGAAAGAAAUAUAGGCAGGAAUAGAAGUCCUGCUCCAUUAGCUUCCAGGCACAACUUACAAUACCUAAGCAUGUUCACAUUCAAGGAAGCAAAAUGACUGGCAAAAUCCUUCAGAUGUUGUCGGACUGUAGUUCUCAUCAGCCCUGGCUAAUGGAAGCUGCAGCCCAGCAACAGAUGCAGGGCACAAGAUUGGGCUGUUACCCUUCUUGGUAUGUUAUCAAAAGCUGCUAGAGACACUUCCUAAUCACAGCCAUGACGCCGACAUUUAGAAACAGUGCAGGCUCUAAGAGCUCUCCAUAACAGCUAAUCUGAUGAUGGAUAGGAUUCCCCUCCCUAAAGAACUAUGAACUUCCUAAGAUUUUACAGAUGAUCCAAACAGCUGCAUUUGGCUGCCUUAAGAUACCAAUUCAUGGAUGCUGUUGCUGCUCCUAGAUCCAAGUGGAAUACAGAUCCGUAUACUGAUCAGAUUUAAUGUUCGGAAAUCGGAGUAGCUUUGUGCAAAUAUCAGGCCACGGGAAUUUAAGAGCAACCAUUUGUGCUUUGGGUGCGUCGUAAUAAUUUAUCACACUUUUUCUGUCAGUAUAUUUGCAAUAAACAACCAAAAGACCACCAAGUGUUAAGAGAGUUAGCAGCUACAUCCUUUGGUC
Pogona vitticeps (central bearded dragon) is the source of this 3661-nucleotide messenger RNA. Lineage: Eukaryota; Metazoa; Chordata; Lepidosauria; Squamata; Agamidae. The record is from RefSeq and is a predicted model, not a curated record.